GCCGAGGCCAACGUCGUGGUCAGCGUGGCUCAAAGGACACCAACGCCAUGCGUCGCUCCCCGACACGACCUUUGGAAGCUAUAAGAGCUGCCCGACGCUUUUUCGUCUGUCGCCGUCUUUUUCUCUUUUCCUCACGCUCUUUUCUUCCCUAUUUCUUCGCCUCUUACGCCGCCAUUCGCGUCUGCAUCGUGCCCCGCCCUUUGGCCUCGUUCGGCAAUCCACUACUGCAGGAGUAUGAAGCCUCGUGAUCCAUCACUAGGCUGGCUAGGCCUUACCCACUCGAAGAUGGUGCUGUGGGAUCGACCGUGGGGCUGGAAUCUGUUUCUCCCGGGACAGGCGUGUCUCCGACCUCACUAUUUGCACAGGCAACUCGAGCGUUGUGUCUCAAAGCACAGCAUGUACGGCCGCAACAAAGAGCAGACCAGAAGAAAUGCACAGCUCGCUUCCGCUUGGGAGGCUGCGACGGUCUGCGGCGGUCUGUCCGCGACGACGGCAACCAGGAAAAAGCGCGACGUUUGCGGAACAUGGAUGAGCCUGGCAUAUGGCCAUUUCUGGCAGACGCCACAAGGGCGAGCUUCCCUGCAAAUACUUCUCACGCUCUAGACCCCCGUGUCGGUUGCUGGACGCUUCUGGCGGAGCCUACUCCCUUCUCCGCGCUCUCCAAGCAGGUUCGGCAGCGUUCGUGACCUGGCACGACGUAAAGCGAGUGUCCACCGAUGCCGCCCGUGGCACGCCCGGGCGCGUGACACUUUCCCGCCCCCACCCGUUCCCACCUGCAUCAGAAUAUUGGAGUGCGCUAUCACCAUCCGCGGAAGCUGUUGGGCGUGGAGGACCGUGCGCCAUGUCAUGAGCGUGCACGUGGAGGUGGGCAGCGGCAAAGGGAGAAGCCGAUGGAUUAUUCAGUGGAAUUUCUGAGCGUGGGAAUGCGUCGAUGACAGUUGCGCGGCUGUCGCGAAGGCAAAUUUCGCAUGUGGGCAUGGACCGAGCGGGGAUCAAGCACUAGGCUCAACCAGGCGAUUACCUUGACGGUCCACCUCUUAUGAACAACACACCUCCGUCGCUCCCUUAUAUCAGCCCGCUCCCUUCGCUUGUCGCUCCAGAUCAUGUCUGUCUCUACAACUCCAUCAACCGCCGCUCCGUCUCCUCGAGGCUCUGUGCCUCCCCUCGACGCGUCACAGCGUCGCUUCGGCUCUCCAUCGUCCAUCGUGUCCCAAGACUCGCGGCCAACGACGCCGCUCAGCAUACAGCUAGACGACUAUGGUCCCAUGCUUGAACGUGAGAAGGACUUUUGCACCAACUUCAGCUGCUGCGGGCUGACCCUGCCAGACAUGCAUGCCCUCCUCGACCACUUUGAAGAGUCCCACGUCGUUGUCAUCGGCGCCGAUGGCAGGCCCGUGUACCCUGCCCCUCCUUCCCCAUCACCCGCAUCUUCUUCGCUAUCAAAUACGGCAUUAUCAAGCCCUAGCUCUCCUUAUUCAAGGUAUCUCCCCCACCUCGCUGGAUAUUCGUCGUCUCGCGCACCCGUCGCCAGCAUUGUCAUCGACUACCCGAAGCCGUAUCCGCCAAGCGAAUACCAAAUGGCCACAUCGCCGUUUGCCGACGUCCUCGAUAGUGGGCUCGGCCUCGAUUUUGGCUUCCCCGAUAUUGCAGACCCUUACGACCCGUUUGGCUUCGAGGCGCAAAACGCGCUCGCUCCUGCAAUCGAGGUCGGCCCGCCAUCACCCGUGUCGCCUGCCUCGCCUACGCUUAGCACUGCUCCAAGCAUAUUCGACAGCUUGACGGCGUCAACAGCGUCGAGUCCCGUCACGUCUGCCUUCUCUUCCCCGUCUCCGAAACUGGGCGAAGCCGCAUGCUUGCCACCCUUGCCCUUCUCGCCAAAGCCUAGCGAACCCACCUGCGUGCCGCCGGCAAUGCUUGAGAACCCGCAGCCGCGUGCCGACGGCACUGCUGCCUCGCCCAGCCAGUCUGUGUCCCCGGAGCCGUGCAGCAUCCCACUCUCACUCUCGCGCCGCCAGCCGUAUUAUCGCGCUGAAACGGCGCCGUCGCCGUCCCCGACGCCAACCGCGUUCCGGCCGUACUACUCGCCCGCGCCGUCACCGUCGUCGUCGCGGCCGUCGCGUGCGGGCCAGGUGAAGGCGGAGCUCCUCGACCAGCCCGCGCACAGCAUCAAGAUCAGCGGGCGACGGAAGGACCGCGACCGCGAGAAGCAGUACCGGUGCCCGAACGCGAGCUGCACGAAGCGCUACCUGAACCCGAACGGACUCAAGUAUCACGUCGAGAAGGGCACGUGCACGGACAAGGGGCCGCGGCCGUACGUGCGGAAGGCUGGCGCUGCUGGUCACUCCCCUGUGGCGGCGGCGUGAGCGAUGCUAUGUCGCCUGCCUCCGCUCGCGGUUCUUCGUUAUUAAUUGUAUCAUUAAUGUGUACCAGGGCCUCGCCUUCGCUUUCUGCCCAUGCGCGUGCGCAUAUGCUCAUGCACCCACCCCUUUAUCCGUCAAUAGACUGUACGCAUUAAAGAUGCUCGUAGUUGUCUCCCUUCCUUUCCAUAGAGUAGGCUCCUCAUUAGUGUUGUAGGCUUUUUUUGUUGGUGCAUCGCAGUACGUUGUUGUCGCGGGGCCCGUUUGAAACGAGGGCGCCUGCGGCCUUGAAAGUAGUAUAAAAGGAUUUUGUAGUUAUACCUCCCUGUAAUAUACUUGGGUAAUGAA
Phanerochaete carnosa HHB-10118-sp is the source of this 2705-nucleotide messenger RNA. RefSeq lists its product as uncharacterized. The coding region runs from base 1104 to 2363 and encodes 419 amino acids. The record is from RefSeq and is a predicted model, not a curated record. Lineage: Eukaryota; Fungi; Basidiomycota; Agaricomycetes; Polyporales; Phanerochaetaceae. The transcript has 3 exons. Gene Ontology annotation, cellular component: nucleus.